Molecule: messenger RNA, 219 nt
Organism: Komagataella phaffii GS115
Lineage: Eukaryota; Fungi; Ascomycota; Pichiomycetes; Pichiales; Pichiaceae
Product: RNA polymerase subunit ABC10-beta, common to RNA polymerases I, II, and III
Exons: 1
Coding region: 1-219 (72 amino acids)
Biological process (GO): tRNA transcription by RNA polymerase III; transcription by RNA polymerase I; transcription by RNA polymerase II
Cellular component (GO): RNA polymerase II, core complex; RNA polymerase III complex; RNA polymerase I complex
Molecular function (GO): DNA-directed RNA polymerase activity; zinc ion binding; DNA binding
Source: RefSeq, a predicted model, not a curated record
AUGAUUAUCCCAGUUCGUUGUUUCUCUUGUGGAAAAGUUGUAGGUGACAAAUGGGAUGCUUAUCUUAGACUCCUGGAGGAGGGCAAGCAGGAAGGUGAUGCUCUAGACGAGCUGAAGUUGAAGAGAUAUUGUUGUCGUAGAAUGGUGUUAACCCACGUUGAUUUGAUUGAGAAGUUCUUGCGCUAUAACCCGUUGGAGAAGAAAGAUUUUGAUAGUUAA